UCUAACAUGAUAUAACUCAGCAGUUUGACUCAAGUAAUACAUUACCUUCUUUACCCUAACAGGUUAUAUGGAGAUAUGAUGGCAAAAAACCAGAUACCUUAGGGCUAAAUACCCGGCUCUAUAAAUGGAUCCCCCAGAAUGACCUUCUUGGUCAUCCAAAAACCAAAGCCUUUAUAACUCAUGGUGGAACCAAUGGCAUCUAUGAGGCGAUCUACCAUGGGAUCCCUAUGGUGGGCCUUCCUAUGUUUGGGGAUCAACCUGAGAACAUUGCUCACAUGAAGACCAAGGGAGCAGCUAUCAGAUUGGACUUCAAUACCAUGUCUAGUGCAGAUUUGCUCAAUGCAUUGAAGACUGUCAUUAAUGACCCUUCAUAUAGGGAGAAUACUAUGAAGUUAUCAAGAAUUCAUCAUGACCAGCCUAUGAAACCUCUAGAUCGAGCGGUCUUCUGGAUCGAGUUUGUCAUGCGCCACAAAGGAGCCAAACAUCUUCGGCCAGCCGCCCAUGACCUCACCUGGUUCCAGUACCACUCUUUGGAUGUGAUUGGGUUCCUGCUGGCGUGUGUGGCAACUGCUACAUUUGUCAUUGCAAAAUGUGUUCUGUUUUGUUGCCAGAAGUUUUUUAAAACAGGAAAGAAGAAAAAAAGAGAGUAGUUAUUUCAGAGGCCUGAAGCUGAUAUGCCUCAUAGAUGGGACUCCUCCACCUUAUUCCAGCAGGAAGUUGCGAUGUAAGGGUCACUAUCUCCUGUGACCACCUUACUUAUCACAAUUUAGCUUCUCAGAUCCAAAUUUGUUUUCAAGUGACUACCUGGUUAAGAGUUAUAAAUAUGUCAUGCCAAACAUAAAAACUUAUAAAAAUUAAAACAAAAAUAAAGCCAUAUGAAUAUA
Messenger RNA from Myotis myotis, 884 nucleotides. Its product is annotated as UDP-glucuronosyltransferase 2B31-like. Gene Ontology annotation, molecular function: UDP-glycosyltransferase activity. The coding region runs from base 228 to 650 and encodes 140 amino acids. The transcript has 3 exons. Lineage: Eukaryota; Metazoa; Chordata; Mammalia; Chiroptera; Vespertilionidae. The record is from RefSeq and is a predicted model, not a curated record.